AUCAUAUGACAACCACGGAUCAUAUGACUGAGGAAGAUGGCUGCGCAGGGAAGAGGGUGGAUGUUGUUGCUUCUGUGCGUCUCCUUCGUCUGGGAAACCGUGUCAUGGAAGACCGCCAGCAACGACACGGAGCCAGUCCCGGUGGUCAUUUGGCAUGGCAUGGGUGACAGUUGCUGUAAUCCUCUUAGCAUGGGAUUUAUCAAGAAACUGGUGGAACAAGAAAUCACAGGAAUUUAUGUCUUAUCCCUGGAAAUUGGAAAUAGCAUUGCUGAGGACAUGGAGAACAGUUUCUUCAUGAAUGUAAAUGACCAGGUUGAGCUGGUGUGUAAUAUAUUGUCCAAGGACAAGAAUCUACAGAAUGGAUACAAUGCAAUGGGCUUCUCUCAAGGUGGUCAAUUUCUGAGAGCUGUGGCACAGAGAUGUCCUUCUCCUGCAAUGUUAAAACUUAUCACGUUUGGAGGCCAACAUCAAGGAGUGUACGGUUUACCUCGCUGUCCUGGAGAGACUUCCCAGAUCUGUAACUUGAUAAGAAAAAUGCUGAACGUGGGUGCGUACAGCAGUCCAAUCCAAGACCACUUGGUGCAGGCAGAGUACUGGCAUGAUCCCUUAAAUGAAGAUCUAUACAGGGAGAAGAGUAUUUUCUUGGCAGAUAUUAAUCAAGAAAGGGGCAUUAACGAAACCUAUAAGGUGAAUCUGAUGAAAUUGAAAAAACUUGUAAUGGUGAAAUUCUUGAAUGAUACCAUGGUUGAUCCAGUUGAUUCAGAGUGGUUUGGUUUCUAUAAAGUUGGCCAAGCCAAGGACACUUACAGCUUGCAGGAGAGUGCUCUUUAUCAAGAGGAUCGGUUGGGUUUGAAGACAAUGGACAAAGCGGGCAAACUACAAUUUCUAACUGUGAAUGGUGAUCACCUUCAGUUUUCAGAAGAAUGAUGGACAUCAUCCUAACACCAACACCAUCAUCUCUGGGUAUAACAAUGAUGAACAGAAUCAGGAACAAGAACACCAUUUGGAGGAAGCACCGAGGGUGGAAAAGGUAUAGAUCGUACUACGGCUAGGAAACUCAGUUGCAAUCAACUAUCCUCUAGGAUUCUUGAGGCACGUAGCUGCUCAACCCAGCCUAUAGCUGGAGAAGUAACCAGACUUAUAACCUACUUGAUCUUGAGAGAUGUUGCAGAUGCAUCUGUGUGACAGUAUAGGCAGGAGGGACCACCGCAGAGACCUUCUGGAGGCAAAGUUCCACUGUCACCAUAUUGAGGACAUGCCACCAUUAAGUUGAGACACACUAUUAUGCUACGUUGGAUAGAUUUAGCGGUGGGCGACCAACAGCAGAAUUUAACCACAAUUUGUAAUCCCAUGGACUGGCAUAUCCUAUUAUCAAUCAAGCUAGGAGAUCAAAUCUGGUUCAAUGAAUAGGGCAAGAUGUCAAACUGGUAAAAGCUAUAAAACAGGACUACCUGCAGGACAAACAGAUCAGGUCUUUUUUUUGCAACUGUGCCACAUUCAGCCAUUAAAUGGAGGAGGAUGAUAAUUACAGCACCAACAGGAGCAGGAGGCUCCACAAAUAUACUCAUCCAUGGUGAUGAAGAAGCCCAAUGUUUAGGAUAAGGUUGGAGUAUUCAACCACCUUCAACCAGAAUUGCUGAGUGUAUAUGAUUCACUUGCAGCCUCCUGAGGUUCCCAGCAUCACAAAUGCCAGUCUUUGGUGGAUUUGGUUCACUCCAUGUAAUAAAAGAAACAAGUCACAAGACAAAGGCUAUAGGCCCUGACAACAUUCAAAAAUACUGAAGGUGUAUGCUGCAGAAUUAGCCAUGUCCUUCUAGUACAGGUACAAAAUUGGCAACAAAUGGAAAACUGCCAAAGUAUGCUCACUCAAAUGGCUUGACAAAUCCAACGAAACCUCUUACUUCCCAUCAGCCUACUUUCAAUCAGGCUGUCAACACCAAUGGCUACAUAAUAUAUAGCCAUAGGUCCCAUUCAACUAUUUUAGUCUUUCAGAUCUUGAUGAUUUUAAAUUAGUCUCAGAACUUUGCCACCAAUC
This is a messenger RNA of Hemiscyllium ocellatum (epaulette shark), 2035 nucleotides long. RefSeq names its product palmitoyl-protein thioesterase 1 (ceroid-lipofuscinosis, neuronal 1, infantile) (gene ppt1). Gene Ontology annotation, cellular component: lysosome. Gene Ontology annotation, biological process: protein depalmitoylation; receptor-mediated endocytosis. Lineage: Eukaryota; Metazoa; Chordata; Chondrichthyes; Orectolobiformes; Hemiscylliidae. The record is from RefSeq and is a predicted model, not a curated record. The coding region runs from base 37 to 927 and encodes 296 amino acids. The transcript has 10 exons. Gene Ontology annotation, molecular function: palmitoyl-(protein) hydrolase activity.